AUGAGGCUCGUCUCGUUGGUUGGGUCGCGACACGACGACCACCACUGCGACCCCAACGGCGGCAGCGGGGGGGCGACGACGACGACGGCGAUGGGGCAAUUGCGCUUGCAACUGGGCCCUCAGCGGGCAGUGGGCUGGUUUGCGAUGCGAACGAGUCCGUGCAGGCCGACGACGUCAGCGGGCUGGAUGCGCACACACGACGAAGCGCUGGCAAUUGCGUGUGGACAAUUCUGCGUGCAUUGUCGAUAUGCAGCAGGCACAGUUGGGGGGCGGGUGGGCGGAGGCGCGCCAAGGCGAGAGAUGAAAAUUGUGCUGUUUGGGAGGGGGGAGAUGGGCUUACCUGCGGCAAAGACUCAAGGACACAGAGGACGGAGGCGGACGGGAGAAACAGGUCGAAUCCAAACACCAGAACGCAAGGGAAGCAGAGAAGAAGACGGCGACGAGAGUGGGAGAGGGGAGGGGGGGAAAGAUGUGUGUGAGAAGAAAGGUGGGUGGGGUAAAAGAGCAAAGAGCGCAGAUGAUGUGCUGCCGAGCGAAUCCGCUAAGUUUACGGCGCUCGGUAGCGACGCGCAGAGACGAAGCUGGGGGGUUAGAGAGCAGAGGAUGGCGCCACGAUUUGCUGGAUCGGGCAGACACAAGCUUUGGAGAUCGAUACAAGGAUGGCGGGCCUUGGUGGCUCAGCACGGCUGCAACGCCCUCUACCAGGGCGCAGAUUGGCUGCAACGCCAUUGCACGCCCAGGCAAGGUCGGAAUUAA
This is a messenger RNA of Bipolaris victoriae FI3, 756 nucleotides long. RefSeq lists its product as hypothetical. NCBI's taxonomy places the organism in Eukaryota, Fungi, Ascomycota, Dothideomycetes, Pleosporales, Pleosporaceae. The record is from RefSeq and is a predicted model, not a curated record. The coding region runs from base 1 to 756 and encodes 251 amino acids. The transcript has a single exon.